Messenger RNA from Saxophila tyrrhenica, 699 nucleotides. RefSeq lists its product as uncharacterized. The record is from RefSeq and is a predicted model, not a curated record. NCBI's taxonomy places the organism in Eukaryota, Fungi, Ascomycota, Dothideomycetes, Mycosphaerellales, Extremaceae. The transcript has a single exon. Bases 1 to 699 code for a protein of 232 amino acids.
AUGACUAGCUACUCUGCCGCCAUCAAAUCAUCACUGGGAUCACAGGACAGCAGCACGACGAGCCAGGCCGGCACCGUCAAAGGCAGUUCAACUCGCCAAAACAUAAGUUCGACUACCACAAGAAGAUCUCCUUCGCCUUCUCAACAACCAAAAAAGGCCACUCAAGACGAAGCGGUCUACAUCCUGACCAUUUUGACCGAUCAACCGCACCACGAGCGCAUGACAGCACUUCGGAAGAAGUACUUCCCUCGAAAGCUGAACAAGCUCGACGCCCAUCUAACGUUGUUUCACGCCUUGCCCGAGGGUAGACUCGAGGGCACUAUCCUUCCGACCAUUCGGCAAGUUGCGAGUCAGACGGAGCCGUUUAGCAUCAACGCCCGAACGCCUGUUCAAUUAGGCAAGCAUGGAAUAGGCAUCUUUGUGCCACGAGGACAGGGUGGCGACCACAUCGGCCAAAUCCAUGGUGCUCUCAAGGAGCCGUGGAAGCGAGAGGGUUUCCUGAGCGUGCAGGAUUCGGGGGGUGUCAAGGCUCAUUACACGGUAAUGAACAAGGUGGACGACGAGGCUGAGGUAGAGGCUGCUUAUGCGGAGCUCAAGAAGAGCUUCUAUGGAGACGAAGGGACGGGAGAAGGAAUCGGCUUGUGGAGGUACGACCGGGGGUGGUGGAAAUGGGUGGAUGGGUUCAAGUUUGGAGCGUAA